AUCCUCCAUGGCCUCCUGGUAAACCCACAGUGAAGGACGUGGCUAAGACUUCCUGUUUCUUGAUGUGGACCAAACCAGAGCACGAUGGUGGAGCGAAGAUCGAUGGCUACGUCAUUGAGAUGCUGAAGAGUGGCACCACGGACUGGAUCCACGUGGCAGAGGACAUCAGUAUCCUGGAGCACUUCCUGAAAGGCCUGAUGGAGAAGCAGGAGUACUCAUUCAGGGUGCGAGCUGUUAAUGUGGCUGGAGAGAGCGAACCCAGCGAGCCCAGCGACCCAGUGCUUUGCAAAGAGAGACUUAAUCCUCCUUCUGCCCCUCGCUGGUUGAACGUUAUCAACAUCAGCAGGAACAGUGCUGAUUUGAAGUGGACGGCACCUGAGCGUGACGGCGGCUCACCCAUCACCAACUAUGUGGUGGAGAAGCGUGACGUCAGACGUAAAGGCUGGCAGGCCGUGGACACCACAGUCAAGGAGUUGAAGUACACCGUGACUCCUCUCAAUGAGGGCUCACUGUACGUGUUCCGCAUCGCUGCCGAGAACACGGUGGGCGUUGGACCGUUCUGUGAGCUGGAGGACUCUGUGCUCGCCAAAGACACUUUCACCACUCCUGGGCCUCCGUACGCCCUCGCUGUCAAUUCUGUGACCAAAAGAUAUGUGGACCUUCAGUGGGAGGAGCCUAAAAAUGAUGGUGGCCGACCCAUCCUCAGGUAUUCAGUUGAGAAGAAGGAGAAGCUUGGCACUCGCUGGGUGAAAUGUGGGAAGACUUCAGGUCCGGACUGUAAGUACAGAGUGACGGACGUCAUCGAGGGAACAGAGGUUCAGUUCCAGGUCUGCGCUGAGAACGAGGCCGGUGUCGGACAUCCAAGUGAACCCACCGAGAUCCUCACAAUAGAAGAUCCCACAGGUGUCCCAUCUCCACCCAUCGAGCUACACAUCACCGGCGCCAGCCGGGACGUCCUGUCCAUCGGCUGGAAGCCUCCGCAGAGGAACGGCGGCUGCCCGAUCACUGGAUAUCACAUUGAGAUGUGCGAGGCUGGAACAGAGAAGUGGAUGAGGGUCAACUCUCGCCCAGUGAAGGAGCUGAAGUACCGUGUCGAAGAGGGUGUGAUCCCUGAGAAGGAGUACAUCCUGAGAGUGAGGGCCAUCAACUCUGUCGGAGUGAGCGAGCCCUCCGACAUCUCAGAGAAUGUCUUCGCCAAAGAAUCUGACUGUAAUCCGACACUCGACUUCCAGACUCUGGACCUGGUUGUCGUGGAAACCGAGAAGAUGCACAUCCCAGUUCCCUUCAGAGCCGUCCCCUCACCCAGAAUCACCUGGCACAAAGACGGGAAGGAGCUGAAGGCCGACGAACGUCUUGGCUUCAGGUCAUUGACGCGUCUUUUAACAGUUUUUACAGUUU
Molecule: messenger RNA, 1398 nt
Organism: Paralichthys olivaceus (Japanese flounder)
Lineage: Eukaryota; Metazoa; Chordata; Actinopteri; Pleuronectiformes; Paralichthyidae
Source: RefSeq, a predicted model, not a curated record